Ziziphus jujuba (common jujube) is the source of this 1939-nucleotide messenger RNA. RefSeq names its product 2-succinylbenzoate--CoA ligase, chloroplastic/peroxisomal. The record is from RefSeq and is a predicted model, not a curated record. Lineage: Eukaryota; Viridiplantae; Streptophyta; Magnoliopsida; Rosales; Rhamnaceae. The coding region runs from base 110 to 1804 and encodes 564 amino acids. The transcript is spliced from 10 exons. Gene Ontology annotation, molecular function: medium-chain fatty acid-CoA ligase activity. Gene Ontology annotation, biological process: fatty acid metabolic process.
CAAUCUUCCUUUUCAAAUAAUCAGUUUAAGCUCUGUUUCCUACCAUACAAAAUUAGCAGAACAGAGAAAACAGAGCUUCACUGAAUUCCCAAAAUCACCCUCCAAGAAAAUGGCUAAUUACUCAAACGCUCACAUUUGCCACUGCAUGAGCCGCCUAUCCACUCUCCGGCGCAACUCACACCUCACCAUCUCCGGCAACCGACGACAGAUCGGUCCGGAAUUCGUGGACGGCGUAUUGGCUCUCGCACAAGGCUUGCUCAGCCUCGGCCUCGGCUGCGGCGACGUCGUUGCCAUAGCGGCCUUUAACAGUGAGUGGUACUUGGAAUGGUUACUAGCGGUUGCAUAUGUGGGAGGCAUUGCUGCUCCUCUGAAUUACAGAUGGGGGUUUGAAGAGGCAAUGCUGGCUAUGGAGAUGGUGAAUCCGGUAUUGCUGGUGAUGGAUAAGAGCUGUAACCACUGGUUUCCGAAACUCUGGAAUUAUGAUUUGGCUUCUCUAAGAUGGCGGGUUUCCUUGGAGGAAGAAAAAAAUUCAAUAGGAACAUGGAACUUUUUAAGUAUGGAAGCAAUAAAGAAGGGUUUUGCAAGGGAUUUACCUUUGAGUUACUCAUGGGCACCUGAGGGCACUGUUCUUAUUUGCUUCACAUCAGGAACCACAGGAAAGCCGAAGGGAGUUACAAUAAGCCAUUCAGCUUUGAUCGUACAGUCCCUAGCUAAAAUCGCCAUUGUCGGUUACAGUGAGGAUGAUGUAUAUUUGCAUACUGCUCCAUUGUGCCACAUUGGUGGUUUGUCAUCUGCCUUUGCCAUGCUGAUGACCGGCGCUUGCCAUGUCUUGAUACCUAAGUUCGAUGCUAAAUCAGCCAUUGAAGCCAUAGAGAAACAUGGUGUAACUUCUCUAAUCACUGUCCCUGCUAUAAUGGCUGAUUUAAUUUCUGCCCCAAGGGGUAAGGAAAUUUGGAAAGGCAGAAAUAGUAUUAAGAAGAUAUUAAAUGGAGGUGGAGGUCUAUCAACAAAACUUAUCAGAGAUGCAGCCAAAUUCUUCCCAAGAGCUAAGCUUCUCUCAGCUUAUGGGAUGACAGAGACAUGCUCUUCACUAACAUUCAUGACCCUUUAUGACCCAAAACUGGAAAUUCCCAUCCAGCCACUUGAGACUUCUGAUGGAAGAAAACCCACUUCGGUUCACCCACCGCAGGGUGUUUGUGUUGGAAAGCCUGCUCCCCAUGUAGAAUUGAAGAUCUAUGUUGAGGGUUCUUCUCGCAUUGGGAGGAUUUUAACAAGAGGUCCACAUGUAAUGCUUAGAUAUUGGGAUCAAAGUCCCUCAGAUGCAUCAGACUCCAGCAACAAAGAUUGGCUUGACACAGGUGAUAUUGGGUAUAUUGAUGACUAUGGCAAUUUACGGCUAAUUGGACGUACUAAUGGCCGGAUCAAGAGUGGAGGCGAAAAUGUUUACCCUGAAGAGGUAGAGUCAAUUCUAUCACAACAUCCGGGAGUUAUGGGCAUUGUCGUUGUGGGAAUUCCAGAUGCUCGUCUAACAGAGAUGGUUGUUGCUUGUAUUCAAUUAAGAAAUGAUUGGCAGUGGUCACAUAGAAGUAGUCUUAGACACUCAAUUUCUGAAGAAAGACAACAUUUAUCCAGUGAUAUUCUACGACAGUACUGUAAAGAAAAGAAUCUAGCUGGGUUCAAGAUACCAAAGAUACUUGUUUUGUGGAAGAAGUCAUUCCCACUAACAACCACAGGAAAAAUCAGGAGAGACCAAGUCAGGGAACAAGUAAUGUCUCAUCUACAAUCCUUUUAUAGCAAUCUUUGAUUAAACUAAUUUCUCUUUGCGGUAUAUUUAGUUCAACAUUGUAACCCUCAAAAAUCUUUCUUUAUUUUGUCCCUUUUGUCUAGACAGAAGAACAGAAUUUUUAAAUAUUUUUCUACACAGAGCCAUUUAAAGCCA